AUGACUUCCAAUACAACUGUCAGUCUGUUUCAUAAUCCCUCGGCCCUUACCAUUGAGAACCUAUCGAAAGGCAUGAAUCACCACAAACUCAAUAUAUAUAACGCCAGAUAUCACGGGGGAAAUCCAGCGUCGAUGAGUAAUACCCGUUAUGGCACUAAUAAUACUAACGGUGCUCACUAUUCGCACGUAAUUUCAAAUUUUAACACUGAAGAAGCCAGUGAUCUGCAAACUACUGGCAGUAGUAGUAAUAAUCACAGCACACAAAGUAGUCGACUUCAAAGUUAUCCACCACCUCAUAGCCUACAUCUUCAACAACAACAGCAAUCAAUGCAACAACAACAGCAUCUUCAACAACAACAACAACAACUACUACAUAAUCAACAAAAUCAUUCACAACAGUUGAGCUCAGUUGUCAAUCGGAUCAGACCUGAAAAAUCUAAUAGACGUAACGUACAAAAGCUUACGUGGAGAAGCUCUCAAUGGGUAAAAGGAUUUGACGGGGAAGACGGGGAUGAAGACUAUGAGAGUAGUCAACAACAACAACAGCAGCACAUGGAUAACAGUAUGACUAUCAGUGAUGUGUCGACUACUGUUGCCAUCAGACGAAUACUAUUGCUAUACGAAAAUCUACAGUUCCGCGAGGCGGCCAAUUUUAUCAAUCGGCUUAAUUACGGCACAUUUAGGUCAAUCCUAACUGAUCUACCAAUCGAUGUAUUUGUCGAAUCAAUACCUAAUUCGUUGCCAAUUUUGGAGGCCUUAUACGCAAAAGUGUUUCUUAGUUGCGGCGAUGGACUUACCGUUUCCUUUAACUUUCUUCAUCCGCAUCACGUAAUCAUGCAAAUGGUUCGCCUCUUUGCCCUUCAAAACCCCAGUAUACCCGACAACAUCGUGUCGUGUAAAAAGCUAUUAAAGGUUAUAAUACUAUCUGAGCCCGGGUUACGCAAACAUGUGUACUGUAAAAAGCGAUCACUUGAUCGGGCCAUAGAAGGUAUGGGCCAUCACGGACUGGUCGGUACUUCCGAUGAAAAGCUUAUGGUUCUACACGAAGCACUGAAACUUGAGUUUGAACGCGUUAUUCAACAGUACAAGACUGCUGUCCAAAAGUUAGAGGAGUUGGCAUUAGCCAAAAAUAAGGAACCGACUACCCGUUCCCUAUCGCAGGGACCGGCACCGACCAACAGUUCCCAUCAACGACUGUUGAGUCUACGUCAGGACGAGAUACAGGAGCGGCUGAUCAAGAAUAAGACCCUAUUGAAUGCUAUUGAACCAUGCUCAUUUACUAAUCACUCGCUGCAGAUACUGCUGGCCAUACUCCAGAAGCGCAUCGAUUAUGAUAAAGAAGUACUUUUCCAGUUCACACAACUGAGAAAAGAGUAUUCAGCGCUCAGUCCUAACUCGACGGCCCAGAAUCCCAUUGAUAAAGAAGCCAUCGUUGCUCCAGUUCUGAUGCGAUUCUCACAUGGAUGUGGACAGGUCCUGAAUCUCAUCAAAGAGGUUCAUGGGUCGGAUCCCAUGGACAACAACGAUGACAGCAGCGAUAUAUCGGGAUAUCAUAGCGACUCGGAUUCGGCUCUCAUUAUGAACUCACCACUCAAUAUACCAAACUAUAAGGCGACCAAAAAAUAUAAUACAGUACUCUAUCGAUCGGUACGUGUCAAAAACAAUAGGCCGAGUGCUAGACGAUUGGGUAAUGUCGGCGAAUCGUCGUCAGCCGGCAGUGACACACAAUCUUUUUCCGACAGCGGAAAGUCGGACAACAGCAACAACGGUGGCAACAAUGGAUCAGCUGAUGUCAAGUUUACAUCGGAUUCAAUCUCUUCUGGCUCUCGACGAGACUCAUCGGGUGGCGUCGGCGGUGGCGGCAGUGGUGCUGUGACAGUGAAGGGCAACAUUUGGACACAGCAUGUGGUGAACGAUACGACUGAAGUGGAUGUACUGCGCCGUGAACUGGUCAAAGCCAAGCAAACUAUUUUUGAGUUACAGGACAAGGAGCGCAAAAUGAAGGACCGAUUGGCUGAACAAACACAGCGAAUGCUGGAAAGGGGUGUUCGCUUUGAGAAUGUCUGUCUCGGAGAUCGGAGACCGACAGCUCUUAUCAGAAAAUACGGCAAUCUUUACGCACAGGCCCGCGUCGACACAUUGGACGCAUUGGACAGUUUGCAAGCACUGAAAGAUGCGGAUGAACUCAAAUCAAAACUCCUUUUCUCUGUAGUUGUCCUGGCGUUCCGUUCAGUGCAUCACUUAUUGGUCGACAUAAGGCGUCGAUUGAAUCAAUUACUUCAGAUUCCGGACUCAUUAGGCGUCCAUAAUAUCGAUCCGUCGGUUAAAGAGUUGCAUUCAAGCGUUAACCACUAUUUGAGGUCAAACACCGAUCGAUUUGAUGUUAACAAAAAUGUUGAGGAGGUUUGCACACAGAUAUGGGCCACACUUUACGACUAUCCGUGUUUGAAAGCAUGCGAUCUAUUGGUAACAUACGUACGGGACUGUGUCCGACUUGCGUGGGCGCUGUCCAUACAGACCCCAUCCUAUGUGAUUGAGUACGAGACCCGAAGCUUCCGCAAGGAUAUGCACAUCAAGUUUCACGCAUCCAAUCAGGAGUCCGAUGUAAUUAAGACCUAUCUAUGGCCGGCCCUACUCGAGGAAGCGCCUAACUGUUCCUGUGUUCAUAAGGGAGUUGUCAUUACCUGA
Messenger RNA from Oppia nitens, 2688 nucleotides. RefSeq lists its product as uncharacterized. Bases 1 to 2688 code for a protein of 895 amino acids. Gene Ontology annotation, cellular component: mitochondrial outer membrane. Gene Ontology annotation, biological process: mitochondrial protein catabolic process; mitophagy by internal vacuole formation. The record is from RefSeq and is a predicted model, not a curated record. The transcript has 10 exons. Lineage: Eukaryota; Metazoa; Arthropoda; Arachnida; Sarcoptiformes; Oppiidae.